AUGGUGAAGUACUCUCUUGAUCCAGAGAACGCUACAAAAUCAUGCAAGUCAAGGGGUUCAAAUCUCCGGGUCCACUUCAACAAUACCCAUGAAACAGCCCAAGCUAUCAAGGGCAUGCACAUCCAAAAAGCUACCAAGUAUUUGAAAGAUGUCACAUUGAAGAAACAAUGUGUUCCCUUCCGUCGAUACAAUGGUGGAGUUGGCAGGUGUGCCCAGGCUAAGCAGUGGGGUUGGACACAGGGUUGUUGGCCCAAACAGAGUGCUGAGUUCUUGCUGCAUAUGCUUAAAAAUGCAGAAAGUAACACUGAACUGAAGGGUUUAGAUGUGGAUUCUCUUGUCAUUGAGCAUAUUCAGGUUAACAAGUCUCCCAAAAUGCAAUAUGGCAAGUUCCCCUUGCCAUAUUGA
Messenger RNA from Dromiciops gliroides (monito del monte), 405 nucleotides. Its product is annotated as 60S ribosomal protein L17-like. Gene Ontology annotation, cellular component: cytosolic large ribosomal subunit; ribosome. The transcript has a single exon. NCBI's taxonomy places the organism in Eukaryota, Metazoa, Chordata, Mammalia, Microbiotheria, Microbiotheriidae. The coding region runs from base 1 to 405 and encodes 134 amino acids. The record is from RefSeq and is a predicted model, not a curated record. Gene Ontology annotation, biological process: cytoplasmic translation. Gene Ontology annotation, molecular function: structural constituent of ribosome.